CUUCAGUAGACUAAAUGUCAUGGUAAUGCAAUGUCAAGUGAAGUACUGAAUUAUCAUCUCUCUCAAAAGUUACACCACCUCCCGGCUUCCCAGCAAAAACAGUUUAACUCGUCGUGUUUGUGGACAGCGAAAAGUAACAAUGGCUCAUCAAAACCGCUGGUUAAUUCCCUCAACCGGUACCAUGACCGUAGCAGACAGUCUCCAGGACCUCCCACAAACACCUCAACCCCUCCCAAGAAAGCCCCAAAUUCCAGUCCACGCAACACCAAGACAUCACCCCGCACUAUAAAAUCUAAACUUACUCCACAAACGAGCCCUAAAAAUGGACGGUACAACAGAGUGGAUCAGGGGAGGGGUGGACCAGGGGUGUCACCGCCUAAUGGCUCCGUCAAGAAACAGCUCUACAAGCCUGCAUCUCAGCUCAUUCAAGCACCAAUCCGAAGAAACUCCUCUUCUGAAUUUCCCCCACAACCCAUCCGGCGCAACUCCUCCGAGCUGAUAGUCUUAACACCACGUGGCGCAACUAACGCACUUCCUCGACCUCCUUCUAGAGCUCCAACACAAGCAGAAAUCGUUGGCACUCAAAUCAGAACAAAAAACAGACCUUACUCACCAAAGGCUGGCGGUAAUCUACCAGAUCAGUACCGAGGGUACAUGACCCCCGCUCCGUGUCCUACACCACCUCCCUCCUAUAAGUCUAGCAAUAUCAACCAUCACAGAGUCAACAGUGCUAAAUAUAGCGAACAGAGCAGGUUCUCCUCCCUGUCCUACACGAUUUCAGAAGGUAGAGUCAGCACCCCCGGUGUAAUCCCCCAAGUAACAGGACGUGAAACUCCGGGGGUUAUGUCAGGGAGACCUGAUAGUGUGGAUUAUGGGUAUGUGUCCGGGAUCAGCUCCUCCGUUAACACUCCGCACAGUCCUAACAAACAUUCAGAAUACCGCGGUGAUACGCCUCAAAUCAAAGAGGAGCCAGGUUACUAUGGUUACUAUGAUAACGGUUACUCUCAACCUAGAUACGGAUCUUGCCAAACUCCUUAUCAGUACCAGUAUCAGACUCCAGACCGACUCAACUCGGUGCCAAGUCUGACCAUGACAGCGCAGAGCCUGACCCAGACGCUGACGGCGCAUAGUCUGACGACAGCGGCGACUGUGGCGUCAAGUGCGAUUGGCAAUGCUAACACGAGUUUAUCUCAACUGUUGAGUACACUGCCGAGUGAUAACACCCUACAUUCUCUUCCUUGCUUACCUAAUGAUGAAGAUCGAUCCAAAGAUCUCCACUCAACCUUUUACCAGACAGUUAACAACAAUAACAAUGAAGAAUACAACAAACAGAUUCAACCUCCAGUACAUUAUCAACCGGAUAACCUAUCUGCAAAUCCUCCCUCCAACCACGCUGGACAGAACUAUCCCAUGCACCACCAAAUGUCACCGAAUCAGGUGAUGACGACACAAAACCAGGUGAUGACAUCACCGAACCAGGUUAUGACGUCACAGAAUCAGAUAAUGACAACACAGCAUCAAAUAAUGACGUCACUCACUCAGCAUAUACCGCAAGGAGUUUAUAACAACUAUAAUGGUGGUUCAGCUGUUCUUCAAACGAACUCCGAUCAUUCAGAGUUUAGCGCAUUGACUCAGGAGGCAUCGCAGUCAACACCUUACAAAGACUACAAGAAUUAUGAAAUCAGUGAAAACCCCAGCUGCAUGGAACAAUCUCCUCCAGCAGCUUUCAUGAUGACGUCAUCAAAUGGCCACUUGACGUCAUCAAAUGAUCACAUGACAAACAAUCACAUGAUGUCACAGCAAGCUGCUCCCCCGCUAUCUCACAUGAACGCCGAACAAGUCAACUCUGAUCAGAACAACGUUUAUCAGAACAUGCUGAUGAAUUCACCUGAACACUUAAUGAAUUCACCCCAAAACACCUUAUCACCGGGUCACACACUAUCACCUUGUCACACACUAUCACCAAAUGGAAGCAUGGUUUCAAAUGGUCAAAUGGUGUCACCAAAUCAAAGUAUGGUUUCAAAUGGUCAGAAUAUGGGAUCAUCGGGUCAAAACAUGGUGUCUCCAGGCCAACAAAACAUGGUAUCACCGGGACAAUAUCACCUAUCACCCGGUAACCAGAUCACCUCACCGGGAGGAGUGUCCGUCACCAGGCAUGAGAUGGAUAACCUAAACAUCAACCAACCAUCUCCAGACAUUCCUGAUAAAAAGGUUAUCAAGGUGGAGCAGCAAGAAUGUGAGCUUGAGUUAACUAGAGAGAAACCCUCGACCGAAGAGACGAAUCUCCUCCACAUGCUGGAAACAGAAGCUAACGAAUCUAACUCCCGUAAAACUGACACUGAACAGGCCCUGAACGAGUUUAUAUUCGACUACGAGGACAAGCUCUCUGAUCUGAGUAGCAUCAAGCUAGAUGUGGGGUCGGAAUACUCUUUUACGCCAGAUGGAGGAGAGGGUUUCUUCCCGGAGGAUAUGUUAGCGGACUCUCCCAAGCCUCUUCUCAACAUGAACCACAGUGCUACCAGGCAUAAAUACAAGCUUAUCAACUCCAUGGCAGGUUGGCUCGUUUCUGAUGAGGAUUUACCGAUGCCAAAUUUACAGAAUGCGUCAUCAUGCGCUCAACGCUCAGCACUUGUGCACAAAGAGGAAUAUUCAUGGCGCUCUGUAUAUAAUGGUAACAUGUCAAUGGUCGGUGUUGAGUUGGGCUGUAUUCCACAUUGCAUGGUGGAAACAAUUCUCAGCUCUGCAGUCGCUCCUGUCCUGAAUGGAAUCAAAAGCAGUGGUUUGAUGCAUGUUCCUGAAAGCUCAUACACGAAGUUUAUGUCUACAAUUGAAACCCCUAGGGAGCCUUCUCAAUGGGAACUGAACGGAACUGCUGCCGUAAAAACUGGUCUGAAGUUGGCAGGACUGGGAGGACUGGAACAUUUAGAAGAGGAUGAAGACAAGAAACCAUUUUCUUGUGAUUACAAUGGUUGCAACAAAAGAUAUGUAAAACAAAGUCAUCUUGAGAUGCACAAACGGAAACACACUGGAGAGAGACCAUACCCCUGCGAAGUGUGUGAGAAACGGUUUUCGAGAUCUGAUCAAUUGAAGAGGCACAUGAGGCAACAUACAGGUGACAAACCAUUCAAGUGUUCGACCUGCGAGAAACAAUUCUCAAGAUCAGACCACUUGAAAACUCACAUGAGGACACACACGGGCGAAAAACCUUUCAUAUGCAUGUGGGGCGACUGCACCAAGAGGUUCGCAAGAUCGGACGAGUUAUCACGACACACGGCGAUGCACGAGAAACAUCUAAAGAAACUGAUGAUAACACCCGACAUAUACCAGACCUGAGAUAAGAACGUAUUAAUUCAUGUUGCUAUGCAGUGACUUGUAAUAUUACCGACUCCGACCAAACAUACCAGGAUGUUUGAUUAAGAUAUUCUUUAUGAUAUGAAACGCCGUAAAAAACUACCAGCUGCGACAAGAUACCAGGCACCAGCUGCCAAAGGAAGAAAUAGUCUGAAAAAAGAGGCUGAACUUUACGGUGGAGGACCUAAUAUCGAGGUGGCAGCUCUUGAUGAGAAAUCUACUCCGUUUUGGAACUGCUGAACAUCUCUCGUCGGAUAAGCUCAGUGUAAACGUUCACUAGAUUUUUUCUUGACGAAAAUAUUCUUGUGUUUAGUUCUCUUUAUUAAGCCAUUGCUCUAUACAGUCACUUAAAAGUCUUGUCAGUGAUCUGAAACAUUAUGAACAAUUUUCCUGGAAACUAUAGCGAUUUGUACGAUUUGAAUUUAUACUUUGUAAAUAGUUAUGUUUUUAUAAAUUGUGAUUAGAUUUAGAUUAAGAUCCGCAUAGCUUUGAAACAAAAUAAAAACCUGUAAGUGGUGAGAAGCAGCCGACAAUCCGACUUGGAGGCUCGAGAGCGUGUUGUUUACUUCUCAAAACUUGUAACUGUUAAUAAUGAUUUAAAUUACAGACUUUAGCUCAUUUGGCGUGUAAUUUCAGUUUUCGAGAGCUUGGCACACAUCCAAUUCCAUUUUCAGAUUUCAGCAAGAGGUAUAUUUGAAGUUGUGGAAAGUUGUAUUUUUAGAUAGUGUUUAUAUCACCAAGUUAUAUUAUACUCUACCGCGAGAGAGAAAAACUAAAAGCGGGUAUUUCCCAUAAUAUUAAUUAGCUUAUGAACAAUAGUGCAAAUAAAGAUACAUUAUGACAAGGUACAAUAUGUGUUAGAGGUUUUAUGUUUAAAAAGUUUUUUCCACAGACAAGGUGAUAUUGGUCACCAGGAUGUGAUUUAAUGUUAAAUUCAAAAUUGGCAAAUUUUUCUUUUUCGUGUUCAAUUCCUGCCUACCUGCCUAGGUCGAUCCAGAUGUUCAAUUAUGUUCAUACAUAUAUGUGUGCAAAGUUUUUUACUGUGAAAGGUUUGAGAAGGUUUUUAUGAAAAUAGAUGUACACAGAGUAUGAUUGUUUAUAUAAUUAAUACUUCAUUGUUUUAUCUUUUUACAGCAUGUUAGAAAAGGAACA
This is a messenger RNA of Bolinopsis microptera, 4503 nucleotides long. RefSeq lists its product as uncharacterized. The record is from RefSeq and is a predicted model, not a curated record. Gene Ontology annotation, cellular component: nucleus. Gene Ontology annotation, biological process: embryo development; urogenital system development; regulation of transcription by RNA polymerase II. Lineage: Eukaryota; Metazoa; Ctenophora; Tentaculata; Lobata; Bolinopsidae. Gene Ontology annotation, molecular function: DNA-binding transcription factor activity, RNA polymerase II-specific; RNA polymerase II transcription regulatory region sequence-specific DNA binding. The transcript is spliced from 21 exons. Bases 31 to 3333 code for a protein of 1100 amino acids.